AAUAAGUGUUCAUCUUUGCCGCUACUUUCCGCGAGAGAAUAAACAAUGCCGGCAGUUUCCCACGCGCAAUUAAUCGACUUAGGUACCUAUGGAUUCCCCAAUUAAGGGACCACCUAGACACUUACUAGGGAAAUCAAACGACAUUCAUAGCCGAAGAGAGCUUCCGUGCCGAGCGCGGAGAACGAAAAGCGAUUCUAACACGAUUACCAACAUUGGAACUUACGUACCUGGGUACUUACCUUUAAGACCAUGGAUCUUCCAUAAUUAUUACGAUUUAUUUCAAUCUUUCCUUUUGUUAUAUUUUAGUGUAUCAUGAUAUAAGUCAUUAGCGAUUUUAGCCAUAUAUUUUGUACCCGUUACGACCCAUAUCGCGUGUUGAAGAUCGAUUAUUCCUACGAAUUAAAGCUCUGUCCAAUUGAGUGUUGUCGCAAUGCCCUCCGCAGCAGUGUGCAUGAGAACGUUAAGGGCAUACUCUCGGUAUGGCCCAAAUCAUGCUAGAAUAUUUGCUCGAGCAUUUUCGGCAACUUCCAGACGUGCCGAGAUUAACAAGGUGUAUCCAUCCGCCUCGGAAGCUCUUAAGGAUAUGAAAUCGGAUUCAACGGUAUUAUGUGGUGGUUUUGGUCUAUGCGGUGUUCCAGACACCCUAAUCAACGAAGUUCUAAAGAAACCCGAAGUAACGGGUAUCACGGCAGUUUCAAAUAACGCCGGGACAGAUACCUCUGGAUUGGGCCAAUUGUUGAAGACUAAGCAGAUCAGGAAAAUGAUCGCUAGUUAUAUCGGCGAGAAUAAGACGUUCGAAAAAAUGUAUCUAACAGGAGAGGUGGAGCUGGAACUCACACCUCAAGGCACUCUAGCCGAACGUUGUGCUGCUGGCGGCAAAGGUGUCCCCGCUUUCUACACCCCAGCAGCUUUCGGUACUGUCGUACAAACCGGAGAAUUACCCCUAAAGAACAAAAGCGAUGGAACACCCGAUGUGUUCUCGUACCCGAAGGAUGUAAAGGUGUUUAACGGGAAAUCUUAUCUUUUGGAACACGCUAUUGCCGGAGACUACGCCUUCGUCAAGGCGUACAAGGCGGAUAAGCUUGGAAACUGCCAAUUCCGUCUUGCUGCUAACAAUUUCAACGGUGCUAUGGGUCGAAAUGCUAAGAUGACUAUCGUUGAAGCCGAGCAUAUCGUUGAGCCCGGCGAGAUCGCGCCGGAAGCUAUUCACUUGCCGGGAAUAUACGUCAAGAGAGUUAUUCAAAGUACUACGGAGAAGAACAUCGAAAAAUUCACGUGGACGAAAGACGAUAAUGACGCGGAUGCCAAGAAAGUGUUGGGUUCGGGCGACACAGCGGCUAAGAGGGAAAGAAUUGUUCGCAGGGCUGCUAAGGAGUUUAAGAAUGGCAUGUAUGCUAAUCUCGGAAUUGGUAUGCCCAUGCUUGCGCCUGGAUUCGUCGGCCCUGAAGUUGAGGUUCAGCUACAGUCUGAGAACGGUAUCUUGGGCCUUGGCCCGUAUCCGAGGCAAGGCGAGGAAGAUGCCGAUCUUAUCAAUGCCGGAAAGGAGACAGUGACACUGAAGCCGGGUGCUGCUGUGUUUGGUAGCGAAGAGAGUUUCGGUAUGAUCCGAAGCGGUCGUAUCAACUUAACAAUAUUGGGAGCUAUGCAAGUUAGUGGUACGGGUGACCUCGCAAAUUGGAUGUUGCCCGGAAAAGUUAAAGGUUUUGGCGGAGCGAUGGACUUGGUCAGUAACCCGAGCGAGACAAAAGUCGUUGUCACGAUGGAGCACACAGAUAAGAAGGGAAACCCGAAGAUCGUCAAACAGUGUGCUUUCCCCUUAACGGGUCGGGCUUGUGUCUCUAGGAUUAUCACCGAACUGGGUGUUUUCGAUGUUGAUUUUGCGCACGGCCUUACCUUGAUCGAGAUUGCAGACGGUGUAACGGUGGAUGAGAUAAAGAGCAAGACCGAGGCUCCAUUCCACGUAGCAGAGGACCUCAAGCCUAUGCUGUAAAUUGAUAAUGCAGAUGAAGUAUAUAUUGACAAUCUACACGAUAAGGCUCUACACCUGCAUUUAGAAUUAAUUAUACAUAGUGGAAUCCGAAAUGAAUCUUCCAACAAUUAU
This is a messenger RNA of Hypoxylon trugodes, 2101 nucleotides long. Its product is annotated as coenzyme A transferase. The coding region runs from base 431 to 1990 and encodes 519 amino acids. The record is from RefSeq and is a predicted model, not a curated record. Gene Ontology annotation, molecular function: succinyl-CoA:3-oxo-acid CoA-transferase activity. The transcript has 3 exons. NCBI's taxonomy places the organism in Eukaryota, Fungi, Ascomycota, Sordariomycetes, Xylariales, Hypoxylaceae. Gene Ontology annotation, biological process: ketone body catabolic process.